AUGGCGAGGGAUUGUACUCGGGGGAGGAACCCGAAUGCGGGUCAAAGUCAGCACCAAGGUCAAGUCUUUGCUGUGAACGCCAAGGAUGCUUCCAAGGUGGAUCCGUUGAUGGGAGGUAUUUGUUUAAUUGGUGAUAAGACCUUAAUUGCAUUAUAUGAUACUGGAGCAUCGCAUUCGUUUAUUUCAUUUGCUAAGGUUGAGGAACUAGGCUUGAAAAUGUCAGAGUUAGCAUUUGAUCUGCAUGUACAUACUGUGCAUCAGACAGUUAUGAUUAGGUUAGGUUGUAGGAAUCAGGUGUUAUUGGAUUGCUUUGAGCGGAUGAUUCAGUUUAUGCCGGAAGGGAAAAAUGGAGAAGUGGUAGCUGAGGGUUAUUAUCUGAAUUCUAUAAUGGUGCACUGUAGUGGGGAAGAUUGUCAGGGUUACAUCUUGUUAACUACUAAUACUUCGGGCAAUGCCCUGAACUUAGAACAAAUUCCAGUGGUUAGAGACUUUUUGGAAGUUUUUCCGGAAGAUAUCCCUGAGUUCCCACCUCAUAGGGAGAUUAAAUUUGCGAUUGAAUUAGUGCCGGGAGCCGGACCAGUAUCGAUUGCACCGUAUAGAAUGGCUCCGAUAGAGCUGGCUGAAUUAAAGGCUCAGUUGAAAGAGCUUUUGAACAAGAGGUUCAUUCAACCGAGUGUAUCAUCAUUGGGAGUGCCAGUUUUAUUGGUAAAGAAGAAAGAUGGAGGAAUGCGACUGUGCGUGGAUUACCAACAGUUGAACAAAGUAAUGGUGAAGAACAAGUACUUACUACCAAGGAUAGAUGACUUGAUGGACUAG
This is a messenger RNA of Arachis duranensis, 816 nucleotides long. RefSeq lists its product as uncharacterized. Lineage: Eukaryota; Viridiplantae; Streptophyta; Magnoliopsida; Fabales; Fabaceae. The coding region runs from base 1 to 816 and encodes 271 amino acids. The transcript has 2 exons. The record is from RefSeq and is a predicted model, not a curated record.